Phyllostomus discolor (pale spear-nosed bat) is the source of this 1204-nucleotide messenger RNA. RefSeq names its product nucleophosmin/nucleoplasmin 2 (gene NPM2). Gene Ontology annotation, cellular component: nucleolus; cytoplasm; nucleoplasm. Gene Ontology annotation, molecular function: RNA binding; histone binding; chromatin binding. Gene Ontology annotation, biological process: positive regulation of DNA replication; chromatin remodeling. The coding region runs from base 218 to 1204 and encodes 328 amino acids. The transcript has 10 exons. The record is from RefSeq and is a predicted model, not a curated record. NCBI's taxonomy places the organism in Eukaryota, Metazoa, Chordata, Mammalia, Chiroptera, Phyllostomidae.
GAGGACGUGAUGGCAGAAGGGCGGGAGAGAAAGCCUCUCCUUUAGGGCUGAUGAGACACCAUCCGUGCCCUUCGUAGGCCUCUUAACAGCUGCGGAGGGCGGCCGGGGGGACGGGAUGAGGCUGCCUUGAGAGCCCAGAGGGAGUGCUCCGAGGAAGGGCCCAGAGCGUGACCUGCACCCGCCGAGCAGCCACGCGCACCCCCGCUCCCACCGCGCCAUGCACCGCAGCCGGGUCACCAGCACCGCCGACAGGGCAGCGACAACCAUGCUUUGGGGCUGUGAGCUAAACCAGGAGAAGCGGACCUGGACCUUCAAACCGCAGAAGGAGGGGAAGCAGGACUGCAAGGUGCUGAGCACGAUUUGCUUGGGGGAGAAAGCCAAGGAGGAGAUGAACCUCGUGGAGAUCCUGCCCCCAGCAAGCCAGGAGGACAAGAGGCCAAAGCCCAUCACCAUCGCCUCACUGCAAGCCUCAGUCCUGCCCACGGUCAUGAUGAGCCUGGAGCUUUCUCCUCCAGUCACCUUUCAGCUGCGGGCUGGCUCUGGGCCCGUGUUCCUCAGCGGCCAGGAAUGUCACGAUGACAUCUUGGAGGAAGAGGAGGAGGAGGAAGAGGAGGAGGAAGAUGAGGAGGAAGAUGAGGAUGAGGAUGACGAGGAUGAGGAUGAUGAUGUGGAUGUGUCCCUAGAGGAAACUCCCGCCAAACCAGGCAAGAGGCUGAUUUCCCAGAGGCAGACCAGCGUUGCCAAGAAAAAGAAGGUGGAGAAAGAAGAGGAAGUGAUAAGACCCAGCCUGAAAGACAAGAGCCCUGCAAGGAAGGCCAAAGCCACACCCAGAGCCAAAAGCCGGGCAUUCAAGAAUGAGGAGCCCAGGAGUGGCCUGGCCCCAGUGACCAUGGGAGGGCUGGCCAGGCCACGCCACCAUGCCGAGCGGGCUUUCACGGGAUACACUGUGGACCCACACCCUGCUCCCUGGGGCCCUCCACCUGAGGCUGAAGGUGAUGGAGGGCCGUUGUUUCUGCAUCUGUUCCGCUACCCAUAUGCGUUGCCGGCUGCAGUGAGCCAUUAUGUCCAGCAGAGGGCGGCCGCAGGCCAGGCCCUGCCUGCUGGCUUUAUCAUCUCCCUCUCCUGGUACUCGCACUGCCCCUCUUUGGAGGAAGAACCAAGUGCCCCAGCCCCUCACCCAGCGUCUACCUUAUGCCCUAAGUGA